Molecule: messenger RNA, 2455 nt
Organism: Alnus glutinosa
Lineage: Eukaryota; Viridiplantae; Streptophyta; Magnoliopsida; Fagales; Betulaceae
Product: diphthine--ammonia ligase
Exons: 12
Coding region: 62-2296 (744 amino acids)
Biological process (GO): protein histidyl modification to diphthamide
Molecular function (GO): diphthine-ammonia ligase activity
Source: RefSeq, a predicted model, not a curated record
AGUGUGCUUGAAACCCCUAAUCCAAGCUCUUGUAACGCUAGCGGUCGGAGAAAGCUAGAAGAUGAAUGUGGUGGCGCUGGUAAGCGGCGGCAAGGACAGCUGUUACGCCAUGAUGAAGUGCAUGCAAUACGGCCACCAGGUUGUUGCGUUGGCAAAUUUGAUGCCGGCUGAUGAUUCAGUGGAUGAGCUUGAUAGCUACAUGUACCAAACUGUUGGGCACCAAAUAAUUGUCAGCUAUGCAGAAUGCAUGGGAGUACCAUUGUUCAGACGAAGAAUACAAGGAUCUCCAAGGCAUCAGAAGCUUGGCUACAAAAUGACUCCGGGUGAUGAAGUUGAAGAUAUGUUUGUUUUGUUAAGUGAAGUAAAAAGACAGAUACCUUCUGUCACAGCAGUAUCUUCUGGCGCUAUUGCAUCUGACUAUCAAAGGCUGCGAGUGGAAAGUGUUUGUUCAAGGUUAGGGCUUGUUUCUCUGGCGUAUUUGUGGAAACAAGAUCAGUCAUUGCUCCUUCAAGAAAUGAUGACAAAUGGGAUUGUGGCUAUCACAGUAAAGGUUGCAGCGAUGGGGUUGGACCCUAGAAAGCACUUGGGCAAAGAUAUAGGGUUCUUGAUGUCCUAUCUACAUAAGUUGAAAGAGUUGUAUGGGAUUAAUGUAUGUGGUGAAGGAGGGGAAUAUGAGUCAUUGACACUUGAUUGCCCACUUUUUCUAAAUGCCCGAAUUGUGCUUGAUGGAUUUAAAAUUGUAAUGCACUCUUCUGAGGCCAUAGCUCCAGUCGGAAUUCUUCAUCCCUUGGCUUUUCAUCUAGAAAAUAAGGCAGAGUCUCGUUCUUCAAGUGGCAUUGACAAAACCACUGAGAUUUGUAAGGAGAAAGUGGGUUUUGUAUUUGAAGUGCAAGGAGAUUGUCUACAUAGGUGUGAAGCCACAUGCCAGCCUGCUGCUGAAGUCACCAAGUUAGAUGAAGUUGCAGAACGUAGAGUUCACAUCUCAAGAACAAAAAAUCAUAAUACAUUUUCUAUUUGUUGCUGGUUGCAAGAUUCCUGUGAAACUUCGGCAGGUUUGCAAGAGGAUUUGGAGGCUGUUUUAAGGAAGAUUGAACUAAAGCUUGUGGGAUAUGGUUUUGGUUGGGAGAAUGUCCUCUAUAUUCAUUUAUAUAUAGCUGAUAUGGAUAAGUUUAGUAUAGCAAACGAGACAUAUGUGAGAUAUAUAACACAGGAGAAAUGCCCCUUUGGUGUUCCAUCCCGCAGUACCAUUGAACUACCAUUGUUGCAAGUGGGUUUAGGAAGUGCGUACAUUGAAGUUUUGGUGGCCAAUGACCAGAGUAAAAGGGUUCUGCAUGUUCAAAGCAUUUCCUGCUGGGCACCUAGUUGCAUUGGACCAUAUAGUCAGGCGACCUUGCAUAAAGAGAUACUUCACAUGGCUGGGCAGUUGGGUCUUGACCCUCCAACAAUGACUCUCUGCAAUGGAGGCGCCACUGCUGAGCUGGAACAAGCACUGGAAAACAGUGAAGCAGUAGCAAAAUGCUUUAACUGUUCAAUAUCGACCUCUGCCCUUCUCUUUGUUGUUUACUGUUCGACUUAUGUACCAUCAUCCGAGAGGCACAGAAUUCAGGACAAGCAGGACACUUUCCUGAAGCAAAUGAGGCUCUUUCAGUCAGACAAAGGAAGCAUUAUUAAAGUUCCUGAUCCUAUUUUUCUUUAUGUCCUUGUGCCUGAUCUGCCAAAGAGGGCACUUGUAGAAGUAAAGCCCAUUCUUUAUGUCCCAGAGGAUGCAGAUGUGUCAACUGGAACUGUGCAAGAACUUUCUUGCGUAAGCAUGCCUAGUUAUUGGGGUUUUCAGCAUGCGCACUGGCAUGAUUCUUGCUUCCAGAAAUGUGUUGUUCAUGGAAAGAUCUGUGCAGUUAUUUUGUGUAUCACAAGUGAAGUUGUUGUGAAGAUAUGUUCUGAGUCUCUAGAUGGUGAUCAGGGCAGCCGGGAUUAUCAAAAUUCACUCCAAGAGAGGCAAAUGGAAAGAGUAUCAAGAUUUUGCAUUUAUCUUCUUGAUAAAAUUUAUAUGCAGAACAAUUUCUCUUGGGAAGACACAGAGAAUUUGAGGUUCUACUUCCCAACAAGCGUUGGCGUGCCUAUGGAGGCACUUUCCCUCAUGUUAACCAAUGCAUUCAAUGAAUUAGCUGAAAUGGGUCAGAGAGUAAAAAUUGGUGAAGAGCCCAUCUUUAACCUUGUUCCUGUCUUAGGUGCUGGGAGAUCUGCCACAUCCAUGGAUGAUAUAAUAACCUGUGAACUAUUUGCCCUGAAAUCGUGAGCCUGCUUUUUUUGGGCAGUUACCAAUUCAUGAGGAAUAUGGUUGAAAUUCCUCUUUAAUGUAAGUUCAUAUUAUGUAGGGAAUGCUUGAAGUUAUGAUUCAUUUGUUACAUUAUAGAUUCACAGUAAUGGAUUUGGAAAUGCUCUAUAGCGGCCACAA